Molecule: messenger RNA, 2179 nt
Organism: Chenopodium quinoa (quinoa)
Lineage: Eukaryota; Viridiplantae; Streptophyta; Magnoliopsida; Caryophyllales; Amaranthaceae
Product: probable protein phosphatase 2C 76
Exons: 9
Coding region: 584-1954 (456 amino acids)
Biological process (GO): protein dephosphorylation
Cellular component (GO): nucleus; cytosol
Molecular function (GO): cation binding; protein serine/threonine phosphatase activity
Source: RefSeq, a predicted model, not a curated record
UUCCCUUUUUUCCUUCUCUUUCUCUCUCUUAAUCUGUCAGUUUCUCUCUCUAUCUCCUCCAUUCCUCACUCACUCUCUCAAAAACUGCAAAUUUCAUCACGCUCCCAGAUCACCCUUUUCUCUUUCUCUCUCUAGGGUUCCACAAUCCAGAUUCUCUCUCUAUCAUUUUCUAGAGAGAGGAAAUUCAAAGCCUUCUUAAAGGAAUUUUGCCUUUCCUUCCUUUACAUUAGAUUCCUCUUGAUUCUGAUCAAAUUUUACCUCACCGAUUAAUUUUAUCCAUAAUCGCAGACGUAGAUCGGUAUUUUCUGCUAUAGAUUCGAUUUUAUUUGUUUUUUCUUCGUUUUUUGAUUGUUUUUUUGACGAUUGAUUGAAUUUUGGGUUACUAUCACAAUUAUUUGAUUAAAAUUUGGGGAAAUUGUUUGGCGGAUCUGUAAUUAUUGUUUGGAAUUGUGAUUUUUCGUAUCAAUUUGAUUCGAUUAUAUUGUUUAUUUGGAAGUUGUGUUGCUGAUUGCCCAAGGAGUAACGUCGUGUUAAUAUGUUUUGGUUAUUGCCAGAGAAAGUUAGGCCAGUUUGGUAGAAUUAGAUGAUAUGCAGCAGUUCUUUAAGAAAUGUUAUAAUUCAAGUCGGGUGCAUCGGGGUUCAAUCCAGAGGAAGUGUAUGGCUAGGAAUCACGGGACGAGCUUUGCAUGACAAACGUAGUCCCUCGUAUUCCUUGAGUUGUGAGAUUAGAAGGUUCAGGGCAAGUGGAAAAAUGAUGGUUGAUACUAGUUCUAUGCAAAAUCGGGGUUCCGUAGUGGGUGUCUUGCCAGAGAAAGGGGAGAAUGGUGGCUAUGCUAGUGGUGGAUGCAAAAGUGAAGAUGGAAAGUUAAGCUGUGGAUAUUCAAGUUUCCGGGGAAAGAGAGCUAGCAUGGAAGAUUUUUUUGAUGUCAAAAUGUCUAAAAAGAAUGGGAAAACUGUGUGCCUCUUCGGAAUUUUUGAUGGUCAUGGUGGUUCUCGUGCAGCUGAGUACUUAAAGGAUUAUCUCUUUGAGAAUCUCAUGAAACAUCCAAAAUUUAUUGAGGACACUAAAGUGGCUAUAAGUGAAACAUACAAGAAAACUGAUGCGGAGUUCUUGGAUUCUGAAAAGGAUACAUUCAGGGACGAUGGGUCCACAGCUUCAACAGCAGUACUUGUUGAAAACCAUCUUUAUGUUGCUAAUGUUGGAGAUUCACGCACAGUAAUAUCAAAGGCUGGAAAAGCAAUAGCCCUUUCUGAAGAUCACAAGCCAAACAGACUUGAUGAGCGGAAGAGAAUAGAGAGUGCAGGUGGUGUUGUAAUGUGGGCAGGGACUUGGAGAGUUGGAGGUGUAUUAGCCAUGUCUCGUGCUUUUGGCAAUCGCAUGUUAAAACAAUUUGUUGUGGCAGAACCUGAAAUUCAGGAACAAGAGAUCAAUGAAGAACUUGAAUUACUUGUGCUUGCCAGUGAUGGCCUUUGGGAUGUUGUCCCAAAUGAGGAUGCUGUUUCGAUUGCUUGGGCAGAGGAAGAACCCGAAGCGGCUGCUAGGAAAUUAACUGAGACUGCUUUCAACCGUGGUAGUGCUGACAAUAUCACCUGCAUUGUGGUAAGGUUCCACCAUGACAAUGCAGGUAGGCCCCAGUUCGAGCAGCAGAAGUCACUUGAGCUCCAUCAAGACACAAGUGCGCAACCUGAGCCUCAACAAGAAUUGAGCCAUGUACCCGAGCGCCAAGAGGAUCACAACAAUGUUGAGCUCCAACAAAAUCAGAAUAGUAUCUUGGAACUCCAACAAGACCAGAACAAUGACAUGGCGCUCCAACAAGACCAGAACAAUGACAUGGUACUCCAACAAGACCAGAACAAUGACAUGGAUCUCCAAGAUGAACAGAUGAAAGAAGUUGAUCAACAAGAUAAGAGUAAAGAAGCCGAGGUUGGACAGGAGCCUGGUCAAAGAAGCUAAGAACAAUGACAGAACACAUCUUAUAUGAGAAUAUUAUGUGUUAUAAUUUAAAUGUUACGUUUUAAAUUAUUCUCUCACAAGAAUGAAGACACUGUUAAAAAAGUACCUUCAAAGGAGUUCAAGCACUUGAUUUCAAAAAGUAUUUAAAAAAAAAAAAAUCAUUUCUCAGACAAUGUGCUCCUUUGUUAUUAUCCCAAGUAAAUGCAAAUUCCUCCAUAACUACUA